Messenger RNA from Choloepus didactylus (southern two-toed sloth), 1404 nucleotides. RefSeq names its product ring finger protein 212B (gene RNF212B). The transcript has 16 exons. The coding region runs from base 175 to 1080 and encodes 301 amino acids. Gene Ontology annotation, cellular component: synaptonemal complex. The record is from RefSeq and is a predicted model, not a curated record. Gene Ontology annotation, molecular function: SUMO transferase activity. NCBI's taxonomy places the organism in Eukaryota, Metazoa, Chordata, Mammalia, Pilosa, Megalonychidae. Gene Ontology annotation, biological process: homologous chromosome pairing at meiosis; reciprocal meiotic recombination; protein sumoylation.
CAAGAUCACUGAGAAAACGGGAUCAAAAUAUUUCUCUUCGUAAUCGUCUCUCUCCAUCUUUUCCCUGAUAUAGCAAAUUGAAAGCCUCAGCAAAAAAAAAAGAAGAAGAAGAAGAGAAGAAAAAGUGGAGGGGUGUGUGUAAAAAGGAAUUUCAACAGAAAGAACAAGACAAGAAUGGAUUGGUUUCAUUGCAACCAGUGUUUCCGAAAAGAUGGGGCCCAUUUCUUUGUCACGAGCUGUGGCCAUAUUUUCUGUAAAAAAUGUGUGACUCUGGAAAAAUGUGCUGUUUGUGGAACUGCCUGCAAGCAUCUGGCUCUAUCUGAUAAUCUAAAACCUCAGGAGAAGAUGUUCUUCAGAAGCCCUGUGGAGACAGCUUUGCAGUAUUUUAGUCACAUCUCUCAGGUGUGGAGUUUCCAGAAGAAACAAACAGAUCUCCUCAUUGCCUUUUAUAAGCAUAGACUUACAAAGUUAGAAGCAGCCAUGCAGGAGGUCCAGCAAACAGUGGCCAGCCAGGACAAAGAACUGUCAGUCUUAAGGAAGGAAAAUGGAGAACUGAAGAAGUUACUAGCCAUCCUAAAGGAGUCUCCAGGCCGGUACCAAGGAAGCAGGUCAACCACACCUCGACCAGUGGGCAUCACUUCCCCAUCACAGUCAGUUACUCCAAGACCCAGUUCUCAGCAUAGUGGCCAAGUGGUCAGUCGUUCCUCCUCAGUGGAGUCAAUCUCUUACAGAGUGGCUGGUUUGGGUACUUUGGGACAAGGAGGCAGAGGCCUGCAGGGAAGGAGCACUCCCAGAGACUCUUACACUGAAACUCCUUCACCAGCUUCCACUCACAGCCUGUCUUAUAGACCUUCAUCUGCCUCCUCUGGACAGGGGAUUUUUUCUUUCAUACCGUCCCUAAAUGGUGGGGAUUCAGGCCACACAAGACUUCUCACCCCUAACAAUUCAGGUCAGAGGGAGAUCAGAACCCCACUAGAGAGUGUUCCUGAUUCCCAGCUAUCGGUCCUGCAGACUGUCUACCAACAACAGAGGCAAAUGGGAUUACCCAGGGGGAGAGAAGCAUGGACCACCCCCAGAUAGACCAUCUUCAAUGUCUGAUCUAUACACACUGCUGAAGGACGGACUGUAGCAUCCAGUAUCCAUUAGGGGUGAAGGCUUUUGAAAAUGUACCCCUGCCUUGUUUCCUGGUGUCAUUCUGUACCUUAGUCUCUCUUGAUUUUUACCCCUUACACGCUCUAUCAUCUCUCAGGAAAAGUGGUCAGUCCUUACAUAAGGCUAGUCUUUGGGAAGUGCUUAUGUUUCUAUCACAAGAGAGAGGUAGCUCCCUACAUUUCUACAACUUGAAACAAAGGUUGUUAAAACAAUUCUUAGCAUCAUUGCAGGGGGAGGGAUAAUAAACUUAUC